AGGAUUACAGGAUGCAGUAAAACAUGGCUGCUCUGUGUUUGUGCUCUCUUGGUCUCUUGCUGUCGUAAAUAAAAAUAAUUCUCAGCCUCACAGCAAAUUUGUUAAUAAUCCAUGAUAGUCCUGUCGAUAGAGAACCAAAGUUAUCUUGAAUUUUAGAAAAAUAUGAGUGAUGCAGCUGGUAUGAACGAAAAUGAUUUAUUUGAAGGCGGCGAAUCAAAAUCGUCUUCACAAGAAAGUGGAUUAUGUAGUACUAUGAUGGCCAUUGAUGAAAGCAUGGGAAGUCUAGAAGAGCUUUCGGAUAACCUUCAUCAACAUCUUAGCACUCAUAUUGACCAUGCAUCUGUGUUGCAAUAUGAACUAGAUAUGCUUCGUUCUCAAUUAUCUGAGAAGAACAGACUUAUAUCAACACAACAAGUUACUAUCAAACAGCUUCAAGAUGCUCUUAACACAACACAAAAAGAACUAACAGAUUUAAGAAAAGCAGCAGAAAUGGAGAUAACCUGCAAGAAUGAAACAAUUGACAUACUGCAAACGGAUUUAAUUGAUUGCCAACAACAGUACGCCAAUUGCCUUCAACAGUUAAUGAAUCAAAAUCGCGUUCUUUCGGAGAUUCGAGACGACGACGCCGUGCUUGUUGAGAAGGUUGCCCAAUUAGAAAAGAAGUUACGCAAAACUGGUCAGACAGUCUCCACUCAGACCGAAAGUCCUCAACGAUGCUCUGAAAAUAAUAGCCGACAAACCUCUGUCCCUCUAAAAAUCUCCCCAGCCCCUCCAUUUAAUUCUCCACCAUCAUAUUACCAUCGGGACCGCGUUACGAACAUUCAGUCUUCGGCAGGAUCAUUUCACGGAGAAACGGGAGAUAGACGCGAUGAAAGCUGCUCUCCACAACUUACUCGCGAUAUUCAUGGUCAACUUAAAUCAUCUCCUACCCAGCAAAGACGAUUGAACGAAUCGAGAUCUGAUACUCAGCAGUUCCCAUGGUCGCAGUUUCAGGACCUCCUAUCUGAAGUUCGGCAAAUACAGAAGCUGUUGCAAUCAACGGACGAACGAAGAACUAGUCGUGACACGCCCGUGACCAACAUUUGCACAGAUGAGCUGACAGGCUUCUGGAACACCAUCACCGAAGAGCGGCAGCAGAGACUUCAGCUGGAUCAUUUUGUUCGAAAAAUGGAGUUAGAUGUCCUAGAAGUAAAAACUCAAGUUCAAAGCUGUAAGGCUCGUCUUCCAAACGAGCAACCCCCACCGGUUUCCCCUUCCAUGCGCUGGAACUGUUGCCCCUUAAAAUGUUGCGGCUCAUCCUGUCAUCAAGCUGUUAAGCAUUGCUGUUCUUGUGCAGAAGAUUUUCCAAUUCCUCAUCCUAAACUGCGAACCUCAACGUCCUUAUUUACUCUGGUGUAAUCAGCCAAAAUUCUAUACUAUUUUAUUUCCUGACCUGACCCUGUGCCAAAAUUUUAUCCAGUUCAAAUUUCCCUGGUUCAAUUAAUAGUUUGCUUUAGACGACUUUUGAUAACAUCGUGCUUCGCUUUUAAGACAUCGAUGAAUGCCGAUACACAGUUACGUUGGUGUUAAA
Molecule: messenger RNA, 1570 nt
Organism: Daphnia pulicaria
Lineage: Eukaryota; Metazoa; Arthropoda; Branchiopoda; Diplostraca; Daphniidae
Exons: 7
Coding region: 163-1398 (411 amino acids)
Biological process (GO): spermatogenesis
Source: RefSeq, a predicted model, not a curated record